This is a messenger RNA of Gongylonema pulchrum, 237 nucleotides long. Lineage: Eukaryota; Metazoa; Nematoda; Chromadorea; Rhabditida; Gongylonematidae. The record is from the annotation of a GenBank genome assembly.
AUGGUACCACUGGUCAUCUGGCAAAUUGUGCUCGGCAUAUCAUUUUUUCCGGAUGAUUUCAUUGCGCUGUUUAUGAACGAUUUCUACGAGCAUGACGGUGCUGCCGGUGAUCAUCCACCGCAGCGGUGUAGCACUCCCGAUAGCAUCCGCUCAUGUGGUGAUGCUCCGAGAACACCGAUUGAGCCAGCAACAGUCACUGAAGAUUACAACUCACUGGAAUACAUACAGCCUUUAUAA